AGUUCGUGCACUAGCAUGGCUCGAAUUGCAGCCGCCACAUGGGUCAAUUACUCCUCUCCCCCAUUCCCAACUAAGUCUUCUUCUUCACCUUCGGUUGAAUUGGGCUUCAAUGGGCCCAGGAAAAACCCCGGCGGAAUCACUUGCUCUCUCCGAACGCCCCCCAAACUCCUCCUCCCCAAGAAAUCUUCGACACCCCAACCGUCGACGACCGCCGUUGCCGCUCCUCCCUCCACUUCGAAGCCUCGUAGCGAAGAAACUCCGGCACAAUGGAACUUGUUACAGAAACUCGCGUCCAUGGCCUUAGACGCCGUUGAGAACGCCCUCGUCUCCCAUGAGCUCGAGCACCCGCUCCCCAAGACGUCCGACCCGCGGGUCCAAAUCUCCGGCAACUUCGCUCCCGUGCCCGAGCAGCCCGUCCAACGCUCGCUCCCUGUGGCCGGACAGAUCCCUGAUUGCAUCCGAGGCGUGUACGUGCGGAACGGGGCCAACCCGCUCUAUCAGCCGGUUGCUGGCCACCACUUGUUUGACGGCGACGGCAUGAUCCAUGCAGUCCAUUUUUCUGAUGGCUCCGCCAGCUAUGCCUGCCGCUUCACCAAGACACACCGCUUUGUCCAAGAGCGGGCCCUCGGUCGCCCGAUCUUCCCCAAGUCCAUUGGCGAGCUCCAUGGCCAUUUUGGCAUCGCCAAGCUCCUUCUUUUCUACGCACGAGGGGCCUGCGGCCUCCUCGACCACGGCCACGGCAUUGGUGUUGCCAACGCGGGCCUCGUCUACUUCAAUGGCCGCCUGCUCGCCAUGUCGGAGGACGACCUGCCCUACCAUGUCCGCGUCUCUGCCGCCGGAGACCUCGACACCGUCGGCCGUUACGACUUCGGCGGCCAGCUGGACUCCACGAUGAUUGCCCACCCAAAGCUCGACCCCGUCUCAGGCGAGCUCUUUGCCCUCAGCUAUGACGUCGUCCGAAAGCCCUACCUCAAGUUCUUCCGCUUCUCGCCGGACGGGAGGAAGUCGCCAGACGUUGAGAUCCCCCUCGCGGAGCCGACGAUGAUGCAUGACUUCGCGAUCACCAAGCGGUUCGUGGUGAUACCAGACCAGCAAGUGGUGUUCAAGCUGAAUGAGAUGGUCCGCGGUAGAUCUCCAGUGAUCUACGACAAGGUCAAAACGCCGAGGUUUGGAAUCAUGGACAAGUACGCCAGCGACGCAUCCGGAAUCCGGUGGAUCGACGUGCCGGACUGCUUCUGCUUCCACCUCUGGAACGCCUGGGAAGAGCCGGAGAGCGAUGAGGUCGUCGUGAUCGGCUCGUGCAUGACGCCACCGGACUCGAUCUUCAACGAGCAGGACGAGAGCCUGAAGAGUAUCUUGUCCGAGAUCAGGCUCAAUCUGAAGACUGGCAAGUCGAAGCGGCGUCCGAUCAUAUACGACGGGAGGGAGCAAGUGAACUUGGAGGCGGGAAUGGUGAACCGGAACAGGCUCGGGAGGAAAACCCGGUUCGCGUACCUGGCCCUGGCCGAGCCAUGGCCGAAGGUGUCGGGGUUUGCGAAGGUGGACCUGGCGACGGGGCAAGUCCGCAAGUUCAUGUACGGAGAGCAGAGGUACGGCGGCGAGCCCAUGUUCCUGCCGAGGGAGGCGAGCUCAGGGAGUGGGGGAGAGGACGACGGGUACGUGUUGGCGUUCGUGCACGACGAGAAGGAGUGGAGGUCGGAGCUACAUAUCGUGAACGCCGCGACUCUGGAGCUGGAGGCGACGGUGGAGCUCCCGUCGCGAGUGCCCUACGGGUUCCACGGGACGUUCAUCAGCGCCAAGGAUCUGGCGAAGCAGGCUAUUGAUUGAACCAAGAAAUCAAAAUUGAGGAAGGAGGAUUUUGCAGAGGGAUGGUUUGCAAAUACGUCCCCGGGAAUCUUCCUCGCAGUCGCAAGAGGAACAUCUACCUAUUUUCGUUGGAUGUUAUUCGGUAGACUUGUCUUUUU
Rhodamnia argentea is the source of this 1964-nucleotide messenger RNA. Its product is annotated as 9-cis-epoxycarotenoid dioxygenase NCED1, chloroplastic. The record is from RefSeq and is a predicted model, not a curated record. Gene Ontology annotation, cellular component: chloroplast stroma. Lineage: Eukaryota; Viridiplantae; Streptophyta; Magnoliopsida; Myrtales; Myrtaceae. Gene Ontology annotation, molecular function: carotenoid dioxygenase activity. Gene Ontology annotation, biological process: carotene catabolic process.